AUGCCUCGCAAACCAGCCCCAGCCUACGUCCUCGGCGUGGGCAUGACCAAGUUCAUCAAGCCCCGCGGUAAAGUCGACUACCACGAACUCGGAUUCGAGGCCGGCAUCAAGGCCAUGCUCGACGCCCAGAUCAACUACGACGACGUCGACCAGGGCGUUGCGUGCUACUGCUAUGGCGAUUCGACCUGCGGCCAGCGCGUCUUCUAUCAGUUCGGCAUGACCCAGAUCCCCAUCUACAAUGUGAACAACAACUGCUCGACAGGCUCAACGGGGCUGAACAUGGCCAGACAAGCCAUUGCUUACGGCGCGGCCGACUGCGUCUUGGUCGUUGGGUUUGAGAAAAUGUCCCCCGGCAGUCUACAAGCAUACUUCAACGAUCGGGAGAAUCCCACAUCCACCACCAAUGCCAUGAUGAAAGCCACUCGAGGAGUCACAAACGCUCCCGGAGCGGCUCAGCUAUUCGGCAACGCCGGCCGUGAAUAUAUGGAGAAAUACGGUGCGAAGGCGGAGGAUUUCGCAGAAAUUGCACGUGUAAACCACGAACACAGCAAGAGGAACCCAUACUCGCAGUUCAAGGAUGAAUAUACCCUCGAGCAGAUCAUGAAGUCACCCAUGAUCCACCCGCCCUUGACGAAACUGCAAUGCUGUCCCACAUCCGAUGGCGGAGCCGCCGUGGUCGUGGUCUCGCAGGAAUUCCUCGACAAGAGACCCCACCUCAAGUCGCAAGCCGUUCUAAUCGCAGGCCAGCAACUCGCCACCGAUUCACCGGACCUAUUCAGCCGCUCGGCCAUGGAUUUGGUCGGCUACCAAAUGUCCGCCUACGCAGGUAAGCGCGCAUUGGAGGAGGCAGGCAUCACCCCCAACGACGUCACCGUCGUCGAGGUCCACGACUGCUUCAGCGCGAAUGAGAUGUGCGUCAUCGACGCGCUGGGUCUGUGUCCCAAGGGCAAAGCCCACGAAUUGGUCCGCAACGGCGACAUCACAUACGGUGGGAAAUACGUGGUCAACCCUUCUGGAGGCCUCAUUUCCAAGGGCCACCCUCUCGGAGCGACGGGCCUCGCCCAAUGCGCUGAAUUGACAUGGCACCUCCGAGGCUGGGCCAACAACCGCCUGGUAAAGGACACCAAAUACUGCCUGCAGCACAACCUCGGCCUAGGCGGCGCCGUCGUCGUCACCGUGUACAAGCGCGCCGACGGCAAGACCGCGACCCCCGUGUCCGACGAACAGGUGGCCAAGGCCACCGGCCUGGGCUACAACCCGGCCACAGAGGCCAAGGGGUUUACCACAGAGCAGGUCCGGAGGACCGUGUCGCAAAAACAGUUUUCGGACUGGGCUGUCCAGGACGUCGAGAGCAAAGUGCAAGCUCGAUUUUAA
Messenger RNA from Cladophialophora yegresii CBS 114405, 1374 nucleotides. Its product is annotated as sterol carrier protein 2. Bases 1 to 1374 code for a protein of 457 amino acids. The record is from RefSeq and is a predicted model, not a curated record. The transcript is spliced from 2 exons. NCBI's taxonomy places the organism in Eukaryota, Fungi, Ascomycota, Eurotiomycetes, Chaetothyriales, Herpotrichiellaceae. Gene Ontology annotation, molecular function: acyltransferase activity, transferring groups other than amino-acyl groups.